UUCAUUCGCAUGUGAUUUGUUAUUCCAAACCUCAUAUAAGACAAUUCCACAUUGUGAAUAUCAAGCAUUCUCAUCAUCUACAAAAACAUCAAACCACUUAAGGUUAUUCAAUAUCCAGCAACAACAGUUGACCUUCAUGCGUUACUAUCCCCAAGCCGCCAACUUCCUCCGCAUUUUGCGCACUUUGUCCACCUUCACACAGAGGCCACGCAUACCGCAACACUCAUCAUUAUCGCCGGGAAACAACCUACUCUUGAAAUUUUCUAUGCCUACGAUUCCCUUUCUCAGCAGCUUUUUCGGUUCAUCCUCCUCAUCAUCUUCCAACAAAAUGCCCGAGAACUACCCCGUCCAAAAGUCCGCCCAUGAGUGGCGUGCGGUUCUCAGCCCUCAACAAUUCCGCAUCCUCCGCGAAAAGGGCACCGAACCCGCCGGCACCGGCGAGUUCGACAAGCACUACCCCUCCGCGGGCGUGUACACCUGCGCCGGCUGCCACGCGCCGCUUUACAAGGCCUCGCACAAGUUCAACUCGGGCUGCGGCUGGCCGGCCUAUUUCAACAGCAUCCCGGGCGCCGUGACGCGGCACGAGGACCGCACCUUUGGCAUGACACGGACCGAGAUCGUGUGCAGCAACUGCGGCGGGCACCUGGGCCACGUGUUUAAGGGAGAAGGGUUCAACACGCCGACGGACGAGCGGCAUUGUGUGAAUAGUAUUUCGUUGACUUUUAGUGAGGAGGAUUCGGCUGCGGGUGCGAAGUAAGGGGGAGGGGGAGGGUAAGUGAGUGAGGUUUGAGUGAUGCGAUAGUUUAGGUAUGUAUGUAUGUAGUGGGAAAGGAAAUAAGAUUGCAGUCAC
Neurospora tetraspora is the source of this 850-nucleotide messenger RNA. Its product is annotated as Mss4-like protein. The transcript is spliced from 2 exons. Gene Ontology annotation, biological process: response to oxidative stress; protein repair. Gene Ontology annotation, molecular function: peptide-methionine (R)-S-oxide reductase activity. The record is from RefSeq and is a predicted model, not a curated record. Bases 137 to 757 code for a protein of 206 amino acids. Lineage: Eukaryota; Fungi; Ascomycota; Sordariomycetes; Sordariales; Sordariaceae.